This is a messenger RNA of Colletotrichum truncatum, 987 nucleotides long. Its product is annotated as DNA repair protein. Gene Ontology annotation, cellular component: nucleus; Smc5-Smc6 complex. Gene Ontology annotation, biological process: double-strand break repair via homologous recombination. The record is from RefSeq and is a predicted model, not a curated record. Lineage: Eukaryota; Fungi; Ascomycota; Sordariomycetes; Glomerellales; Glomerellaceae. Gene Ontology annotation, molecular function: ubiquitin-protein transferase activity.
AUGCCUAUUGUCCCAGAGCACUAUAAUGAUGGCAAUCGAGCCUUUCUACAGGCUUUUCUGGCCCGCGGCACUCUCACGUUCGAAGAAGCCCAACCCAUACUAGCCAACAUCUUCACCAUCGAAGCCGAGGACGGCGAACCGGUCGCCCCGGAACAAGUAACACGCGAUGAUUUCGACUCAUACGUGCAGGCCGCCGCAGAGGGGGUCUCCUUCUUCGAUUACGAAAUUCGUAGCAUCAUCCACCAAGUGACCAAGAAGCGUAUCUACGCCCUUGUGAACACAGCCUCCGACCCGAUGACACAACUAGCAACAACUUUCAAUGCCGAGCAAAUUUCUUUCACUAAGAGAUUGCUUGACGCCAUGUUCGAAACAUACAACUCUCAGCGCAUGGAAGUCAUGGCCAUCACAGAUAUGCAAGCGAUCAAGCUCGCCCGGCCCUCGAGACAAAAUAUCAACAAUGAUGAGAAUGGCGAGAUGGCGCAGACACAAUCCGUCGCGGAUAAAGGCCUGAAACACAGUGAGGUGGAGGACAUGCUUGUAAACCUGAUGAGCCAGGGCUGGCUGGAAAAGUCGAAGGAUGGAUUCUAUACGUUGAGCCCGCGGUCUCUUUUAGAGCUGCGGGCGAUGCUCAUCGACUCAUACAACGAUCCUGACGCAGCGGCGGAGGAGUGGCAGCGCAUCAAAUUCUGUGAGGCAUGCAAGGAAGUUGUCACAAUUGGGCAGAGGUGCUCCAACGUGGAUUGCAACGCCCGGUUGCAUGACACAUGCCAGGAGGCAUACUGGCGGACACAGCGCAGUCGGAAAUGCCCGCGAUGCUCGAGGGAAUGGGAUGGCAAGCUUUUUGUGGGCGAGAGGGCGGUUACCAGCACAGAGGCCUAUCAAAGGGGUCGCCGUAGGAGUGGUGGCCGUAGAAGCAAUCUUGCAGACGAAGCCAUGCACGAAAAUGGGGCAGACGGGGAAGACGAAGAAAGAGACGAUGAAGAUUAA